AUGGCUGCUGGCCUACCUUUAUGUCUUGCCGACAACUGUCAGCCCGGAAUCCGCUAUUGUGGAUACAAUCUUCUCAACAGAGGUAACUACCUUGAGCAGAUCAAUGAAGCCCUCAUUGCUGCCAACCAACCUACCGAUACCUCGCAUGUACGAGACAGCUUUUUCCUGUGCACCGGCGGUCCAGGUGGUGAAAUCACUUUCAAGACAUAUUGCCAAAAAGGCUGUCAUGAUGGCGGAAAUGAUAAGAACGACUGGUGCAACUAG
Penicillium macrosclerotiorum is the source of this 264-nucleotide messenger RNA. RefSeq lists its product as uncharacterized. Lineage: Eukaryota; Fungi; Ascomycota; Eurotiomycetes; Eurotiales; Aspergillaceae. The transcript is spliced from 2 exons. The coding region runs from base 1 to 264 and encodes 87 amino acids. The record is from RefSeq and is a predicted model, not a curated record.